AUGGAUGCCGCCGAUUCCCUACUCGGAGGCUUCGCGAGUGGCGACAUUGUUCCGGCAGCCGAGGUUGUGCCAGCCCUGAAACGAGAACAAGACUCCACCGACGAUUUUGAACAUUUGGAUCGCGAAAGUAAGCGCGACGAAGCUGGCGAAUCACCGACCCAUCAGCACGGUGCGGCGCGGACCGCGACACAGAGCUUCCUCGAUAUGGAGCGCGAUGAUCUGUUCGUGGACACGCCUCGGGCUCCAUCAGUCACAGAUAAACAGGCUGACCAUUUCGCCGACAAAUUCACCGACAGCGAGUCUGAAGCUGAUACAGCUGGAGAGUCGCCGCUGCACCGACCUAGCCCGCCUCAGCAGAAGUCCGAUGCACCUCUCGAACCUUCGAUAAUAAUUCCUCAACCGGUGCACGAUCCCACGCCGGUUCUAGCAUCUACCCCUGCAUCCACAGCGACCCCUCCGCCGACACCGGCACCUGUACCAUCGCCGAGCCCUGUACCAUCAGCGCCUGAGGCCAAAGUAGAGACUCGGUCGGAGAUAAAACUCGAAACAUCGACGGCCCCCAAGGAUAUGUUGCAUCCAGCACCUGCAACCGAGUCGAAGCCGCUGCAAAAGCCGACACCCCCACCCAAGUCCGCGCUGACAGAGCCAGAGCCCAAGCCCGAAGUAAAGUCGGAACCUGUGAAAGCGCCUACUGCACAUGUCAUCGAAGCCGAAGUCAUCUUCUGCCAGAUGGGGCUGGGUAAGCAUAAUUUGUCGGUAAUUUCUUAA
Molecule: messenger RNA, 768 nt
Organism: Parnassius apollo (apollo)
Lineage: Eukaryota; Metazoa; Arthropoda; Insecta; Lepidoptera; Papilionidae
Source: the annotation of a GenBank genome assembly